Morone saxatilis (striped sea-bass) is the source of this 3083-nucleotide messenger RNA. RefSeq names its product nuclear distribution protein nudE homolog 1-like. The record is from RefSeq and is a predicted model, not a curated record. The transcript has 9 exons. Gene Ontology annotation, molecular function: microtubule binding. Gene Ontology annotation, biological process: chromosome segregation; establishment of mitotic spindle orientation; cell migration. Lineage: Eukaryota; Metazoa; Chordata; Actinopteri; Moronidae. Gene Ontology annotation, cellular component: kinetochore; centrosome; kinesin complex. Bases 194 to 1231 code for a protein of 345 amino acids.
UUCGUUUGUAUUUGGUUGGCGAUACGAGGCUCGUCCUAACCCCACGAGAGAUUAGUUUGUGCAAUCACAAUAUUGCACACAUCCGGAACAUUUAGCCUUACCUCGAAAUACAUCCCCCCAGUAGUGGCAUGUUUUAAUCGCCCUCUUCUAUGCAGGCGUCCCAUCCCCAUCAUCCUGACACAAAGCGGCAGACAUGGUAGAGCCAACAACACACAAGUUUGCAUCCUUGGUAGAGGAGCUGAGUUUCUGGAAGGAGCAGGCAGAGAGACACCAGCAGAGGGCUGAUGAGGCACAGGAGGAGCUACAGGAGUUUCAGCAGAUGAGUCGAGACUAUGAAGCAGAACUGGAAACGGAGCUGAAGCAGUGCGAGAGUCGAAACAAAGAGCUGCUUUUAGACAACAACCGACUGCGCAUGGAACUGGAAAGCAUAAAGGAGAAAUUUGAGGCUCAGCACUCUGAUGCUUUCAGGCACAUCUCAACUCUGGAGGAAGACCUGGCACAAACCAGAGCAGUGAGAGAUCACCUGCAGAAAUACAUCCGAGAGCUAGAGCAGUCCAAUGACGACCUGGAGAGGACCAAAAGGGCCACCAUAAUGUCUCUGGAGGACUUUGAGCAGCGGAUGAACCACGUCAUUGAGAGGAAUGCCUUUCUCGAGAGCGAGUUGGAUGAGAAAGAGAACCUGCUCGAGUCAGUUCAGAGGCUCAAGGAUGAAGCCAGAGACCUUCGCCAGGAGCUGGCUGUACGUCAGAAGGAAAGACGGCCAUCCAGCAGCCUGGGCAAAGACAUAGAUCGAGCAGAUCUGCCGUGCCCAUCAGCUGGGAACCCAUCCAUCCCCGUCACACCCUCCAAACCUCUCAGCUCAUUUGCCACGCCCCCUGCUUCCAGUAUCCGAAGAGGUGAUGGUCUCACAGGGACUCCCCUCACCACGUCAGCUAGAAUAUCUGCACUCAAUAUUGUCGGGGAGUUGCUGAGAAAAGUUGGAAAUCUGGAGUCAAAGUUGGCGUCCUGUCGAGACUUUGUCUACGACACAUCUGUCAGCAGACCAGCACUUCCGGCUGGUCCUAGUAGUCCUUCUGGUUUAGAAAGAGGCUCUGAGAUCCAAGCUACCAGCAUGAGCCCCCCUCCUCAGUACGACAGUUUAGUGAAGCGGUUAGAGUUCGGACCAGCUCCUCCGAGAGGAGUCUCCCAGGGUGCCCAGUCUCCGCAGGGAGGUGUCAAGAUUCUGCUAUGAGAGGAUAAAGGAGGCGAACAACCCCCCCUCCUUCAAUAAUCUGACACCAACCCGUCCUCUCCCUCCUUAAUAAACUACAGCAAUGGGACCUUGAACUGAGCAGUCUUCCCUUGUCGUCCUGUGCCCUGCUGAACUAUUUGAACAAGAAAGCCGCUCUCCCAGCUCCAUGCCCUACAUACUCAGCGCAUGGACUUCUGCCGCCUCGGGCUAACAUCACUCCAUAUCUGUCGUAGGACCGAGCACUACAGCUCUGUAAAAGAAGCUACAAUGUAUCUUCUACUGUGACGCUGUGGUGUGUAGCAUCUAAAAAAUCCUCCUGUGUUACUGAUUAGCUUUUUGUGGAGGAUCGGGUAUAACGGGGCUGUUGAAGCAUUACUGCAGCCAGAGAACAGAUUUAGGCUGGUUGCUGCACUUGCCCAUUGAUCAUUACAUGAAGUGAAUAACUGAACCAGUUAUAGGUAGGGACCAAGAACUUGGAGUGUCAUUUAUAAAAAGGUUGGAUCAUACAAAUAUUGUCCAGAACUUUAAAGCUUUAUCAAUGAAAAACUGACCAAACAAAAAAGUAAUGGGAUAGAUUUUUAUUUUAUUUUACAUGGAAUCUGAUGUGAAAACUUUAAAGUCUGUUUUUGUUUUUUAUUCUUUGAACUGUGGGCUCAAAUAACGUAGCACUGAACAACACCGGCAUAUGCGAACAUCUGUUGUGGAGGAGCUAGAUAUCGUUGGUUUAAAAGAUAGUUUAAAUAUUUUGAGAAUGAAUUAGUCGCAGCCAGGAACUCAUGUUAGUAUUUUAGCCAUCGCUGCCUUCAUCAAUGUUAUUACCUGUUGAGUUUGUAGUUCUUUGCUGUAUUUGAUAAAACAAGUGAAAUAGUUUAUUUAUUCCCCGUGCUGCCAGGCUUCUACCAUUCAGAUGAUAUCACUUUUCCUCAAGCUAGUUUAAUAUGACAUGCCAUUCAGUUUGACCCAGGUCCUUCCUGCCAUUGCGCAGACUAAUUUCUUCCUGGUAUGCAAGGUUUAUGAAUGUGAAGUUUAGGAUUAUGUUUUGCUUCAGAUAAUAAGAUGUUCAUUUGUUGUGCCACAGAUUUAUGAUCUAAGGUUAUCAAUAACAUUUAUUCUGAAUUUAGCUGACUGUAGAAGUUAGAUGGGCACAUGUUCACUUCUGAAUGUACAGUAAUAAUUCCCUAAUAGGUGUGAGACCUCCUGUCGGCCAUCAAGGGUUAUAUGGUGGGCGAAUGGGGGGGGGAAAGUACCAAGCAAUAAUAGAUUUUAACAGAUCAAAGAUAAGCACAGUUCAUAGUAUAUUUGUGUAGGUAUAUAGAGCCUAUAUUGAAUUCCCUUUUCCUGCCUUUUAAAGAGAGAUAUUGUAAAUGGGGGAAAUGGAGUGAUAAACAAUAUUUGUGACGUCUGUACUUUUCCCUAAAAUGUUUCUGGUCAAUCUUGAGUUGUCACUACUGCCAUCCAGCAGCUCAUUAAGCAAAUAUUACCGUACAUAUCUAAAUAUCACGUUUAUACAGCCGUCGUCGCUGCAGUGUAGCCUGUGUGUAGGAAUGAACUCGUGGUUUAUGCAUAUCAGAACUGGAUGUCUUUUCUUUCUUCUCGGCUGUCUAACCUUCCUUCAACUAACACAAGCUGACUAACUGUAAUCCACAACCACUGUGUACUGGGUGUUUGUAUGCAGCAACUGCUUCUGUAUUUGGACUUUAAACUGUAUGUGCCUGAGGUACUAUACCCAACUUUGGUCCUAUUGGUUUGCAGUUUUUAAUUGAACUGAACAGAUGAGAAUAACGUUCUGUUGUGAUGAUCCAGUUUGAUCUUUGAAGUUACUGACCAAGACAGAAACAUUAAAAGGAGAAAA